AUGAGUCUCUCCGACGCGAUUUUCGACUAUGUCAUUGUUGGCAGUGGCACUGCUGGUCUCGUGAUGACCAAUAAGCUGAGCGCCAAGGGCGAUGUCACGGUUGCUGUCAUCGAAGCCGGCACAUUCUACCAGAUCACCAACCCUGUCAUCGGUAACACGCCCGCUGGCGAAACUCUGUUUGCUGGAUCCAGUCCGCUCGACACCAACCCGCUCGUUGAUUGGAAUUUCGUUACCCAAGCCCAAGCCGGAGCCAACAACCGUCGCAUCCACUAUGCUCGUGUUAAAUGCCUCGGUGGGAGCACGGUACCAAGCAGUCUUAUCCAAAGUGGGCAGACGCCGUCGGUGAUGACAGCUACACCUGGGACGCGCUAUCCCCGCAUUUCAAGAAGAGCGUCAAGUUCACACCACCCGGUUCUUCUCGCUCUUCUAAUGCCAGUGCAGAGUAUAGCCCCGACGCUUUCUCCUGCGGGAGGACCUCUUGAUGUCUCUUACGCCAACUAUGCCCAGCCAUUCAGCACUUACCUCGAGCCCUCGCUCAACGAGAUCGGCAUCCUCCAAGCCCAAGACUUCAACAGUGACGAGCUGAUGGGCGCCCAGUACUGUACUGAUACCAUUCAACCCGACUCUCAGAAGCGUGAAUCCAGUCAGACGUCCUUCCUCGGCGAGGCCAUCGGCCGCAAGAACCUGAAGGUCUACCAGUUAUCUCUUGCUAAAAAGAUUCUCUUCGACAAUAACAAGAGAGCCACAGGCGUCGUCGUCUCUUCCAACCUUGGUCUGACCACUUACACUCUUAAGGCCCAAAAAGAGGUCAUCCUAUCCGCCGGCGCUUUCCAGAGCCCCCAGCUUCUGUUUAUCUGGCAGCGCCCUGGUGUCGAUAAACACAUAGAGGACCACGUCUUCUUUGGUCCCACGUGGCGUGUCAAGGUCCAGACUCUGACCCGUCUUGCCAACGACCUGAUCUACACUGCUGCUCAGUUCGCUAUACCCUACAGUAUACUCAAGCAGGGUCCACUUACCAACCCGGUCUACGAUUUCCUUGGCUGGGAGAAGACGCCUCGCGAUCUCAUCUCUGCGGAAGCCGCUGCUGUUCUCGACAACGAGCUCCCUCCCGACUGGCCUGAGAUCGAGUAUCUGACCGCGCCGGGUUACGUUGGUGACUUUGCCAAUCUUCUCCUCACCCAACCCAAGGACGGAUAUCAGUAUGCCACCACCCUCGGCGGUCUGGUCGCUCCUCUCUCCAAGGGUACUGUCACCCUUGCAUCAGCCGACACUAAGUGUCGGAACAUUAGCUGUCCGGCCGCCGGCCGGAUGACUCGUGUGCCCGGAAGGCUACACAUCGGCCUCUGGCGGCCGUGGCAAUAACCUCCCUUUUUAUUCCACUCACUAAGCAAUAUCAUAAG
Messenger RNA from Colletotrichum destructivum, 1400 nucleotides. Its product is annotated as Putative glucose-methanol-choline oxidoreductase, FAD/NAD(P)-binding domain superfamily. Gene Ontology annotation, biological process: secondary metabolite biosynthetic process. The transcript has 3 exons. Gene Ontology annotation, molecular function: oxidoreductase activity, acting on CH-OH group of donors; flavin adenine dinucleotide binding. Bases 1 to 1362 code for a protein of 453 amino acids. The record is from RefSeq and is a predicted model, not a curated record. NCBI's taxonomy places the organism in Eukaryota, Fungi, Ascomycota, Sordariomycetes, Glomerellales, Glomerellaceae.